Molecule: messenger RNA, 660 nt
Organism: Aureobasidium namibiae CBS 147.97
Lineage: Eukaryota; Fungi; Ascomycota; Dothideomycetes; Dothideales; Saccotheciaceae
Exons: 4
Coding region: 1-660 (219 amino acids)
Source: RefSeq, a predicted model, not a curated record
AUGAUCGGAAUCUCAACAUCUCGCACGGAAGCAGCAACCUACGUCGAUAUGGACAUGCUUUCCUCGACUCCCACUCCAGCAUCUGCUCCAGACACCAUACUCGAGUCCAUUGAGAAACAAUGUAUAGUCUUCCAGUCCCGCAUCGACUCCUAUCAACACGAACUCAACCGCAUCCAAGCCGAAAAUGCAGACAUCCACCACAAACGUAACGUUCACAAGCAAGAGCAUGGUCGUGACCGACUCAUCGACAGUGCGUCUCCAGAUUCAAUGGUUGUCAAGCAAGAAGAUACGGAGGAGGACUUGUCUCCGGACUGGAGAAGGCGACAUUGUCGUUCCAUGAUCUCUUCUUCAGCGGAAAUGUUCAAAGCCUAUAACGUGCGCUCGAACAAGCUAAUGGUCUGGACAGAGGGCUCGAAGAGCGAACGCGCAGUACGAAACGAGAACGGAGCGGCGCCACGCGAGUGGCUCCAAGAGCUGACUUGGUCCCAUGCUUCUGAACCCCACGGAUACGACUUAUCAGUAAAGUGCCGUGUCUUCGAAAUGAUAUUCUGGGCCACGAUCGGACUUUCUGCUUGCCGAAGAGCUCUGUCAAGUCAAUUUAACAAUCUCACGUAUACUCGUAACACAGAAUUUACAACGUCCCAUCAUCGCAUCGCUUGA